UAUGAUGCAACUGAUUGAAAAGCACAAGGUUCACUCAGAAAGGGAUAUGGAUAGUCCAGACCAACUGCAAUUUUCUAACCUUCAGAGCGAGAAGAAAAACUGUGGAAUGCUUUGUAGGGAAUUUGCGGAGAAGAACCGGGAGUUGAGGCAACUUAAUGGAGAAGAGCUGCAAGGACUUGGCUUGGAGGAAUUAAUGAAAUUGGAGAAAAUAGUCGAGGGAGGAAUAAGUCGUGUCAUGAAAAUUAAGGGUGACAAGUUUAGGAGAGAGAUCAGCUCCCUUAAGAAAAAGGAAGCUCAACUGCUAGAAGAGAAUUCACAGUUGAAACAGCAAUCAGAAGCAAGAUUGAAUGAAGUUGAGGGCCAUAAUGCAAUUGAGGGAGGACAUUCGGCAGACUCUAUCACGACCAAUCGCAGCUUAGUCAAUAGUCAUCACGAUUACAUUGACUCUGAUACUAGCCUCAAGUUAGGCUUGCCUUUUCCUUAUUGAGCUUGGUUUGAGAAGUGAAGAUAUAUAGUUACUGAAAGAAGAAAGGGUAACUCUCUAUUGAUGCAUCAUCUAAUGAAAUAUAUAAAUUGAUUAGACCAGUUGACCAGACCUCGAAAAACUGUGAGAUUAAUCGAGGAGGGGUUAACAGUCUAAUGAGAAACUAAUGUUGUUUCAAGCAGAUGUGGCUAGAGCUAUAUAUAGGUACUAUCGUCUAUCGGUUGAUAUUCUAUUCAAUCAUAUGUACUAUAUCAUCUUAAUUUGCAAGGUCAAGUGAUGCCUUGAAUUGGCUAGUUCGUGUAUAUAUUGUUGUAUUUAGGACUUAACCAUCCCUUAUGGAAGCACUUUGUAAUUCGA
Messenger RNA from Nicotiana tabacum (common tobacco), 841 nucleotides. NCBI's taxonomy places the organism in Eukaryota, Viridiplantae, Streptophyta, Magnoliopsida, Solanales, Solanaceae. The record is from RefSeq and is a predicted model, not a curated record.